This is a messenger RNA of Caenorhabditis elegans, 500 nucleotides long. RefSeq names its product FMRF-Like Peptide. The record is from RefSeq and is marked reviewed. Bases 40 to 414 code for a protein of 124 amino acids. NCBI's taxonomy places the organism in Eukaryota, Metazoa, Nematoda, Chromadorea, Rhabditida, Rhabditidae. The transcript is spliced from 2 exons.
UUUUCUGAUUUUUCUUCAUUAAAUCUCAAAUAUCUCGAGAUGAGGUCGUUGUUACCUUUGAUUCUAUUCGCAUUAUUUAUUGGGUGCUUCACUCAACAUGGAGGAAUCGCUAGAAUGCAGGAAUUGAAGACAAAAGUAGAUCCAAUAAGAAGCUUCGAUCUUCCGGAUGAAGCUCCGAGAGCAAGAAUUAUUGCAACGGAUUUCUUGACAAGAGGCAAUAGAAAAAUGAAAAAGCCAUUUAAGGACGAUUCCCGCCAAGAAGACUUCAGGAGAUGGAAGCUCGACGAGCUCACAGAUCGAGAUAUGAGAAGCAGUAAAGAAGUGAAAAGUUCUGUUCGAUCGCCAUUCACAAAGGAUAGUGGAAGUGAAGAAGAUGAGCAUGUUGGAGAUUUCUUCCCAUCCAAAAGAGUUUAAUUUUGUAAACUCAGAAUUUAAUUUUGUAACUUUGAAUUAAUUAUGUGUAAAUAUAUGUUCUAAAAUAAAACACUCAGGGACUAGGG